AUGGUUUGGCGAAAUGAUAACGAUCAUGUUCGUCGUCGUCUUCCGACCAUUCCAUCAGAAUCAGAAAUUUUUCCAACUUUAGCAAAAUUAAAUUUGGAAGAGAAGGAUGAUCGCGUGGAGGAAUUACUGCUCUCACAACGUUUACGACAAUUCUGGAGUCCUACCAUUAUUAGAUUAACAACAUUCCCUGUUCACUACAUUCAGUGGCGAGAGUUUCUUUCCAAAGAAGGAAUGAAAAGAUGCAAAAAAUUAUCAAAGAAUUCAAUCUAA
Molecule: messenger RNA, 270 nt
Organism: Cercopithifilaria johnstoni
Lineage: Eukaryota; Metazoa; Nematoda; Chromadorea; Rhabditida; Onchocercidae
Source: the annotation of a GenBank genome assembly